Dermacentor albipictus is the source of this 2892-nucleotide messenger RNA. The record is from RefSeq and is a predicted model, not a curated record. NCBI's taxonomy places the organism in Eukaryota, Metazoa, Arthropoda, Arachnida, Ixodida, Ixodidae.
AUGGCGCCCGCAGCAGAGAGCGAAUUCACCUUCGUGCUGCCCCUCGCUUCAACGCCAACGAAGCGACGAGAACACAGCGCUCACGGAGCUAUCAGCACCGAGGCACUUUCGCAGAUCGUUCUCAAGAUACGGGCCCGCGCGUCUCUCUUCAACGCUAAGCUUUGCGACAGUCCUGGAUCAGUGGCUCUUCGCUCCAGACUCCAAAUAGUGCUUGAGGCUGUACGCAGCCACGACGACGCCUGGCUGUUCGCCAUGCCAUUGGACGAGACGAUGUGUCCGGGAUACUUCAGCACCGUCAAGGAGCCUAUGGAUCUGACCAUGAUCGCCGAGCGCGUCGAGAAUGGUGCCUACGCGUGCAAGGAGGCCUUCAUCGGCGACUUCAAGAGAAUGGUCGAGAACUGCGCUUUCUACAACGGCCUCGAGAGCGAGAUCGCCACCAAGGGAUACCGGUUGUGGGUGGCCAUGCUGGAUGCCCUGCACACCGUCUGUUUCGACGACGACGAAGAGGCUGAGGUCGACAGCACUCGGGACAGAGACGCGAGUUCCGGUGCAGGCAUCGCGCGCUCGCCUGCCUCGAGACUGUACGUUCCGGAGCACGUGAGGAAGCCGAGAUCGAACGCCAGCGACCAGCGGGAAGACGAGCGCACCAUGCCGAGGACUCGGCGCGCGAGCAGGAAGACGGCCGCGCGAAGGAGCAGCAGCCCUCCCAGAGUCCAGGACGAGGCGGCCGAAGGCGAUGGCGACGAUGACGAGGACUUCGCGGCGCCCAGUGUCAAGAGGCGCAGAGUAGGAAGGCCACCCAAGGCGUCCAGGACGCGAGGCGGAAGGCGGGCCGCGUCGAACGCGACCUCCCGAACCCGUCCAGUCGUCAAGAGUCCUGCGCUCGAGGCCCUCUCGAAGGCCACGCGCAAGGCUUUGGAGGACUCGGCCGACUUGACUUACGACAUCUGCCGUCUGAGCGGCGACUUCGAGGCGAACAGCGACGUGGCCGGCUACUUUCCCGAACUCAACAUCGCCGGCACACACAGCCACCCCUCCGACCUGCUAGCAAGGUUCGCGGGCACACCGAAGGACAGUGGCGGGUACACCAUCGCCGAAUCUCCGGAAGCGUCAUCGCAGAGUGAAUCUAAUGACCGCAACCCACACGUCAGCGACAGCAGUAAUAACACGGGCGAACCGAUGAAUCCCACCGGUGACGAUGAAGCAGGCGGGGAGCAAAUGGAUAAUCGUGGUGAAUCGCCCGACGAAAUUCACAAUCCGGACUCAAACGCUGCUGCGGUGGAUGCUGAACACGUGACAGAGGACACGGACAGAACGCGCUCUGGUGAAAGUGCAACGGAAGAUUUCACUCCAGUCCUGGAAGAGACGACAACCACUGCAAGCCCUGAAUUCCGAGUAAGCAGCGUCAGCAACGCAGCUGAAUGUGACGAGCGAGUGAGUGACGACUCUGUAGAAGGUGCGAAAGGUGGAGCGACGCAAGAGAUGGCGCCGCCAAACAAAGCCCGCCCUGGCACAAUGGCGACGGGCAGCCCAUUCAUGGGCAACAGGCAAGGGCCUUACUUUCAGACGUCCGUUGCGACGCCUCCGAGGUGCCGCUCUGUUCCUCCUCUCCACUUCGUUGCUGUUAACAUGCGUCACGCGAUGAGAGUCCCUCGCUCGCCCGGUUCCUGUGGCCGCGACAACGGCGAUUCGAUUGCCACAGCUAGCGCGCAGCCUGGCGAACAGGGUCGUUCGGCUGCUUCCUUAGAGAUCCGCGAGAAAAGACCCAGUCUCGUUGAAAGUAGGGAAGACAGCACCAAUCAGGCAACGGCAAAACCAGACGGAGAGACAGAAAGCCGAGAGAUGAAUGGCUGCAGAUCGGACGGCGAGACCGAAACGACUAAAGAGAGUUGCUUCAGCACUCUCUGUCAAGUCAGUGACGGAUGCAGCGAUUCAACUGCUAGCACCGGCCACGCCGCCACUAAUACGGACGCCGACGCGGGAGACAAGACCACCGGGAUGUCGUCGGAAGGCAGCGAAGAAACCAUCCUAGAGGCUGGGGACAGUGAGAAAACGAACGAAGGACAGACGGGUGCAUCACUUCCCGCUGGCAACGUUUCCCCGGAGCGCAUCCAGGCGCGGGAACGAUGGAUUACCAGGCUCCAGGGCGACCUCCAGGGAGCUGAGCAAGAGUUCUACUGUGGACUGGAUAGCCCAAAGUCAAGCUUCAGCUUUUCGUCGGGAUACCUGAGCGAAGAGGCCCUGUCGCCGUCCAUGCGGUAUCACAGUAGCUCGAGUCCGCUCCCGCAACUGUCUCCGUCACGCCUGUCUCCGCUGCUGCCGACGUCGUGCCAACCGCCGCAAAAGGUGACGCCUCCCCCGGUGGAGACGGAAGAAAUGCUACCGUUGAACGACCGAGGAGCAGCGGCUGAUUCGCAACCAGCUAAGGAAGUUCCACCGGUAGAUGCAGCUUCGUCGCGCGAAUGUUCGGUCGUUACAGAACAACAGCCUCAGCACCGGGAGCCAACGGCACAGCCACGGUCCCCGCCGUUUGGAGCGCCGACGCCGCUGCAGAAGAUAUCCGCCCUUGUUGCCGACAUUCCAUCUCCAACCAAGAGGUGCGGCGCCUUCUUUCCGUCUCCGUUUGCGCCGCCAACUACGUCUGCCAGCGAUACGUGUGGUGGCGGAGAUCAUCUUCGAGACGGCAGAGACGGCAGAGACGGCGCUGCGUUUAGGGUGACAGAACUGCAUGCUAAGCAAGACUUUAAGCAAGAGUAAUCGUCAGAAGCCGGUGAUCCCAGCAUUGGUAAACGAGGCAUCUACGACUCUGCCACCCAUUUGCCCGAAUGUGCUGAUGCUCUCUCAUGACCUUCACUAUUCAUUAAACUCUCUCUCUCUCUCUUUCUGUGUUCA